AUGAAUUUUUUCAAAAAGAGAGCGGAAGAUGAUAGAGGCAGCUCCUCAUCUAGUCUUCCUCGGGAUGACACAGCAUCAGUGUCAUCAAAAGCAACAAGUACAAGUUCUACAUCAAAAACGGAACUUAUCAAAUGCUAUAUUCCCUUUGAACAACCAGUUAACCCUAUUAAAGCACCUGAGUUUGAUCUCGAUAAAGAGCAAAUUGAAAAAUAUGAAAAGUUAGUAGAUUAUUUUGAAGAUUAUAUUUUAAAGGAAGUACCAGUGAAUGACCAACACAAUGCUAUUACACAUCCACUCAUUGAAGAAGAGUUGGCUUGGUUGACAAAAGAAUGUUUUCUCAGAUAUUUGAGAGCGACAAAAUGGAAAGUGGAUGCUGCUAUCAAGAGAAUUGAAGACACGAUUAUUUGGAGAAGGACAUUUGGAGUGGUGAACUUACCAAACCAUACAGAUCCCAAGAAAUUUAUUACAGCAGAUUUGGUCUCCGACGAAAACGAAACAGGGAAACAGUUGAUUGUGGGAUAUGAUAAUGACAACAGACCUUGUCUUUAUUUACGUAACGGUUAUCAAAACACUGCUCCUAGUCUCAAACAAGUCCAGCAUUUAGUUUUCAUGCUUGAAAGGGUUAUACACUUUAUGCCGCCUGGUCAAGAUAGUUUGGCCCUAUUGAUCGAUUUUAAAGCAGCUCCGGCUGAACUCAAUUUGUCGUCUAAAUUCCCGUCAUUAUCUACAUCAAAACAAUGUUUGCAUAUUUUACAAAGCCAUUACCCAGAACGAUUAGGUAGAGGUUUGUUUACAAAUAUACCUUGGAUUGGCUAUACUUUCUUUAAAGUCGUGGGGCCUUUUAUUGACCCAUACACGAGACUGAAAACCAUUUACGAUCAACCAUUUGAAAAUUAUGUUCCCAAAGAACAAUUGGACAAAGAAUUCAACGGUAUAUUAGAUUUUGAAUACAUUCAUGAAACCUAUUGGCCCAAAAUGAAUGAGAUCGCCGACAGAAAAAGAGCAAACUACAUGGAGAAUUUCAGAAGGUUGGGAUCAAAAAUUGGGUUGAGCGAAUAUGACCUUAGAUUAGAGCAAGUUGCAUUAUAA
Messenger RNA from Candida dubliniensis CD36, 1089 nucleotides. It is a transcript of the gene PDR17, whose product is annotated as Pdr17p. The record is from RefSeq and is a predicted model, not a curated record. NCBI's taxonomy places the organism in Eukaryota, Fungi, Ascomycota, Pichiomycetes, Serinales, Debaryomycetaceae. Bases 1 to 1089 code for a protein of 362 amino acids. The transcript has a single exon. Gene Ontology annotation, molecular function: phosphatidylinositol transfer activity.